Molecule: messenger RNA, 2352 nt
Organism: Pocillopora verrucosa
Lineage: Eukaryota; Metazoa; Cnidaria; Anthozoa; Scleractinia; Pocilloporidae
Product: pyruvate dehydrogenase [acetyl-transferring]-phosphatase 1, mitochondrial-like
Biological process (GO): protein dephosphorylation
Cellular component (GO): mitochondrion
Molecular function (GO): [pyruvate dehydrogenase (acetyl-transferring)]-phosphatase activity
Source: RefSeq, a predicted model, not a curated record
GUUUAUGUAAAACAAUUUCCUUGGUUGCAUUAGUUUGUUUCUAUUUGUGAGCUCAUUCUCAGACUUAAUUGCGUAAUUUGGAAUUAAUUGCUGAUUGCGACAAGAACGGUCUGCAACUCUAAACGUAGUAUAAUGAUAGAACGAGCAAUCUAAUCAUUAAGAUACCAGAGUUCGAUAUUGUUGACAUUGUUGGCACAUGGAUUAUAAUUUCAAGACUUCGUAAAAUACCUUAAUGCAUGAAAAUGUGAAGUUUUUGGUGAUUGCUGAACUAGCGUAAUUUUAAAGUGGAUUAGUUCUUUACUGCAAGACUUGACAAACAUGUCAGCUAUUUCGUCGAUUACUGGAAUCAUUAAGAGACUUCCACGACCACCAGUCGUUCAACGUUCGAAUUCGACGUAUUUUUCAGAAGUCAAGAAGUCAUUCUCUGAACAUUUCAGUAGCAUCAGAGUCGAAAGAAAAGCGAAGGAUUUUUGGAGUCGAAGAGGACCAACUGUUCUUUCAUAUCGUGGGCUUGCUAAUCAUGGUGGUAUAGCUUUAUGGCAGUCUUCUUCGUGCAUCAGACCUCAAGCCCACGCGAACUUCUUGAAAAUGAAUACUCGUAACAGUUACAAAGAACCGUGGAUGAUGUCCGAUGAGGAAGUUAGGGAUAUCAUAACAGAAAAUGAAUUUGCAGGUAAACUUCAGCUGGGAAUUGUAAGCAAAUUCGAAUCAAACUUGUUGCCAUCUAAUAAUCCAACAGAGGAUCGAAGGUUUGUGACCAAAUUACUGCAAGACAGAGAUGCCUUUCUGUUUGGUGUUUUGGAUGGCCACGGCGGAAGCAGCUGUGCUCAUAAUGUUUCUCAACGCCUCUCAGACUACAUAGGACUGUCGCUGCUUCCGAAUGAAAUUCUUUUGGGACCAAUGUUGAAGAAGUUUCUUUGCUCCGAGCACCUCCUUCUAUCAAACUCCCCAAAUAAUUACAAUUACAGGGAGGAUCCUGUUUGCUAUGAAAGUCUUAAAGCUUACUAUUUGGAGCUGCGUAGGAUACAAAAGAGACAUGAUGUCAGUGGAACCAUGGCUCCUACUUUUGUGCACCUUCAGGAGACUCAUGGACACAAGAGAGCAGUUGUAGAUGCAAAAGAGGAACAAGUCUCUCAGACAAUGGGGGCUAUUUCUAGAGCUUUUCUGAGACUAGAUGAAGAUUUGAGUUAUGAAGCAUCGAUUGAAGGGGAGAACAAAGAAGCAGAAGAACACAGAUUUAAAGCAGCUACCUCAGGAGCUUGUGCUUUGGUGGCAUAUGUGAAGGGAACUGAACUUACUGUAGCCAACUGUGGAGACUGUCGUGCAGUACUUGGUGUACAAAGUGAGGAUGGGCAGUGGUCAGCAUUACAACUGUCUACUGAUCAUACAGCCCGCAAUCCGAGGGAAGUUCAACGAGUACUGAGUGAACACCCACCAGAAGAGGCUUCCACUACUCUCAAAUAUGAAAGACUUUUAGGCCGCCUUGCUCCAUUAAGAGCAUUUGGUGAUGUGAGAUUCAAAUGGAGCAAGGAAAAACAAGAGGAAAUGUUUAAUCCAAAAGGAGAUAAAUCAUUUGCUGAUAUGGCAGAAUUUCUUACUCCACCCUACCUUGCUGCUGAACCAGAAGUGACAUCAUACCAGCUACAACGCACAGACAAAUUUCUUAUUCUUGCCACUGAUGGUUUAUGGGAUAUGCUUAGCAAUGAAGAAGCUGUGGAAUUUGUAAAAGAAAAUUUGCAAAAACACAAUUUAGACCCUGAAAUCCAAGACAGGGAACCAAUCUUGGAUUUGAAAAACUCAGCCUCUUGUUUGAUCAAGGAAGCCCUUGGUGGUGAAGAUCACUUUUCUGUGAGUAUGAGCUUAAGUCUACCAUACCCUGAUGUGCGCAGUUACCGAGAUGAUAUCACAGUUACCGUGGUGCAUUUUGAUUGGAGCAAUGUUGCAUUAGAGUAGGCAUAUGCUAAGGGACUGGGAACUGGGCUUCCAACAGGCACAGUAAUUGAGCAGAUAAUAGGUGCUAGGUGUAAUUUCAGGCAAUUUACCUGUGAGCACUUAUCAUAAGUUGUGCAAACAUCUUGAAUUUCACAGUAAUGACCUAAUUACCUUGAAUGUCUAAGAUUUGAUUGAAAAUUCUCCUUUCUAGUGGCUGAUUGUUUCAGUGUAAAUUAGUAAAGAGAAUUUGGUGUCAUGUCUGAAUAACACCUACCAGAUGAUCUGUUUGUUUUUCUCAUCAUCUGCCUGCCAAAAUGUGUAUUAGGAGAUGUCUGGAGAAGAUACAUCUUGAUCACAAACUGGAAUGAAAAGGUUUAAUAAGGACUUAUAAAAAAAGGCAGUUCUGUUGUGGUCAUGCAA